GUUCAUAUCAAGCAUGUAAUCAUGUCAUACUUGUUUACUAUUAACAAGUCCGCAUGCAAAAAAGAUUGGGCCAACACAACCUAGUCUUCAAAACUCAAAGCCCAACUAAAACCCAACAGAAACAUAAUUAAUUCCAAGUCAGCCCAGCCCAAAUACAAAGCCCAACAAAAAAUCCUUAAACCGAACAAACCCAAACCCAAAUCCACCCACCCUCUCCUUCCCCGCGCCGCAUUGCGUUCAUCGUCGCCAUUGUUGAAACCAGGUGGCCUUGGCAUUGGCAGCUGCCAUAGCUAUACCUCCUAUCGAAUGGCUGUAGCUAUACCACCAUUUUCUGGAACCGACGUCGUUUCACCUGCGGCUACACCUAAACCCGCUCUUCCUUCCUCCGUCUCCUUUUCUGGGGUUCUAGCCUCCCAUUUCCCUCUCCGCCGGAUACCAUACAUUCCGACGCAUUAGGUUCCUCGACCGUCUCUGCUAUGCAUUCACUCUGAUAUGUAUCGAAGUCUUGGCGUUCACCGCCUCAUAUACCGGAGCCGCAUAGCUUACUACGUGAAAACUGGCCUCAUCGAUCAAGCACUCCAGGUGUUCGACGAAAUGACCCACUCGGACUGCCGCGUUUUCAGCGUCGACUACAACCGCUUCAUCGGCGUACUCGUCAAGCACUCGCGUUACGAUCUCGCCGAGCACUACUACUACGAAAUGGUGCCGAAGGGAUUCUCCUUGGACCCGUUUACUUACUCCAGGUUCAUUUCUGGCCUGUGUAAGAUUAGAAAUUUCACCCUCAUUGAGAAGCUUCUUCGAGACAUGGAUAGGAUUGGGGCAUUGCCUGACAUCUGGGCUUUCAAUAUAUAUUUGAAUCUUCUGUGCCAAGAAAACAGGGCGGAUUUUGCUUUGGAAUUGUUUCAUAGGAUGGUUGAUAAAGGAAGAGAGCCGGAUGUUGUAUCGUAUACUAUAAUUAUCGAUGGGUUGUGUAAAGCUGGACAAUUUGAUAUGGCAGUUGAUAUUUGGAAUGGUAUGAUUAGGAAAGGGUUUAGGCCGGAUAACAUUGCGUGCACGGCCCUGGUUGUUGGGUUGUGCAAGGGUGGGAAGGUUGAUUUGGCUUAUAACCUUGUCAUUGAUGAAAUGAAGGGUAGAGUCAAUUUUAGUAGUUUGAUUUAUAAUGCUUUGAUUAGCGGGUUUUGUCGUGCCGGUAGGAUUGAUAAGGCACAGGCAAUCAAGUCAUUUAUGAAGAGAAAUGGGUGCGAGCCGGAUUUGGUUUCUCACAAUGUGUUGUUGAAUUAUUGCUGUAAUGCAUUCAUGUUGGAGGAGGCUGAGAAGUUGAUGAAGAAAAUGGAGAGGGGUGGGAUGGAACCGGAUGUGUAUAGUUAUAAUCAGCUUCUCAUGGGCCUUUGUAAAGCUAAUAGACCAGAUAAGGCGUAUUUGUUGAUGCGAACUAGGAUGGAGCCAAAAGGGUUGUGUAAUGUUGUGUCAUAUAAUACCAUCAUUACAGCAUUUUGCAAGGCAAACCGUACUGGAAGUGCUUACAAACUGUUUGAGGAAAUGCGUAACAAGGGCACUGUGCCAGAUUUGGUUACAUUCACUAUUCUUAUAAAUGCCUUUUUAAGAGAAGGUAGCUCAGAUAUAGUCAAGAAGCUUCUUGAUCAGAUGACAGCAAUGGGUCUGUUGCCUGACCGUAUAUUUUACACCACAAUAGUUGAUCAUUUAUGUAAGAGUGGGAAUAUUGAAAUGGCUUAUAGUGUUUUCAGUGAAAUGUUAGAGAAGGGAAUCACCCCUGAUGUGAUUUCAUAUAAUGCUCUCAUUAACGGGCUGCUCAAGGCUUCUAAAGUGAGCGACGCUAUGAAUCUUUAUGAGGAAAUGCAGACUAGAGGAUGUAGCGCUGAUGAGGUAACUUUUAAAUUGAUAAUUGGGGGUCUCAUAAGGGAGAAUAAGGUUUCAGUCGCUUGUAGGGUAUGGGAUCAGAUGAUGGAAAAGGGCUUUACUCUUGAUGGAGCUUUCUCCGAGACUCUGGUUAAUGCCAUCAAUUCAAAAGAUGCUGCAUGAAAAUGCUAAAUGAGUCCAUAGUUAGAGGCACUUUUUAGUGAGGAUUUCACCUCAUCAAGCCCGGUCCGUUAUCCUCUUUCUGGCAAGCUACAAACAACUCAGGAUUGGGACCUUGGAUUUGUUCAGCCCGACGUUUUUAAGAGGGCAAUGCUUAUCCAUAUAUGAUUUGUCUCCCUAACUUGACGCAUGCAGUCUGCUUAGAAUGCCAAAAAGUACUUUAGCCUACUUUGUUCUUUUCUUUUACCCGGGGAACAACACGUAAUGCAAGUGGGCUUUGCAAGAACCAGACUGCUGAACGGGUGCACCAUGACCUUCAUGGACAUAUAGCUCACAUGCAGAGGCUGCAGAUCUAUUUUAAGAACGCCAGCGUGAGAGCACUAUCUAUCAAAUUUGGGCAUUAAAAUUACUCUCAAGGACUAACAGAAAGAACAACAAAAUUUUUUGGCCAUGUCCUGAAGAAAAGCGGAUUAAAGAAUAUGAAGACUCGGUUUCCUUUGCCAUGCCGGGGUUUUGAGGAUGGAAGAAAACGAAGAGAACUUCCAAGGAAUCACCACUAGUUUUCACAAGUAUAACACAACCGCCGACAAGGUGCUUUUCAAAUACUUGCGGCAUUUGUUAUAAGCCAGAGCCCGAGUCACAUAACAUCUCCGGUAACGGUUAAAGAUGUUCUCUGGUCAUGAGCAAGUCAGUGUUGAAUGGUAUAUCUGGCAGGAAGUGUUUAUAUCCAGUUGAAGUUUGCAUC
Pyrus x bretschneideri (Chinese white pear) is the source of this 2782-nucleotide messenger RNA. RefSeq names its product pentatricopeptide repeat-containing protein At1g13040, mitochondrial. Gene Ontology annotation, molecular function: protein binding. The transcript is spliced from 5 exons. Lineage: Eukaryota; Viridiplantae; Streptophyta; Magnoliopsida; Rosales; Rosaceae. The record is from RefSeq and is a predicted model, not a curated record. Bases 493 to 2040 code for a protein of 515 amino acids.